Suillus paluster is the source of this 792-nucleotide messenger RNA. Its product is annotated as ubiquitin-conjugating enzyme/RWD-like protein. Bases 53 to 499 code for a protein of 148 amino acids. Lineage: Eukaryota; Fungi; Basidiomycota; Agaricomycetes; Boletales; Suillaceae. The transcript is spliced from 11 exons. The record is from RefSeq and is a predicted model, not a curated record.
AAGGUCAUCAUCAUCUAGUACUUACCGACCACAGCAAGAACCACAGGUCAAGAUGACUGCUCUUAGGCGAAUUCAGAAGGAACUCCAAGACAUCACAAACAGGCCCCUUGAGGGAAUAACAGUCGAGCCAGAAGCAGAUAACCUGCUCAUUUGGAAGUGUUCAGUGAAGGGCUCCUCAGAUAGCCCAUAUAAAAACGGAACAUUUCACUUCAAGAUCGAGCUCCCGACGAGUUUUCCCUUCAAGGCACCGAGUGUCACAUUUUUGACCAAGAUUUACCAUCCCGGCAUUAACGAGGAGGGUCAUAUUUGUGUUCCUAUUCUUCGCGAUGAGUGGAAGCCGUCAGUGACGCUAUCAACAGUGCUAGCGGUGAUUCAAGAGAAAGUGAACAAUCCAAGCCCGGAUGAUCCCUUCGAGCCUGAAAUCGCUGCAUUGUUGAAGAACGAUAAAUCAAAGUUCUUGGCUACCGCAAAGGAGUACACGAAGAAGCACGCAAUGUAGGCUCGGGACCAAACGUCUACUGCGCAGCUCCAGUUCUCUUUACCUCCUACUUUUGUAUGGAGAAGAUAAAGGGGUCAUCUUUAAGCCAGUUUUCUUCACUUUGCGUGAGGCGAAGAGACCUAGAACGAAGGCACGAUAGGCAGUGUGUCAAGUUUAUCAGUGAAAGAGGGCACGACAUGGGGCCCUAUGAAGGACUCCGAUGAUCUGAUCUACUUUGUUGAUCCAGUGCUUCCGAAGCGGAAGCACAGGAUGGGACUUUUUUUAAAUAAAUUCAGUGUUUUUUUUUCCUGGAC